AGGCUGGCGUCCCACCAGCGGAAGUGCACACGUGGCAUCUCCAGGGCCCUGGGGGAGGGAGGAGGUUGGUAUGUGGUGUCGGUUCCCCAUUGGUCUGGGCCAAGUGUCCCGUGGAGGCCCCCACUGCACACCUGCACCUCAACCACAGUCCUCACUUGCUGAGCCGGCUCCAGAGGCCAUGAGGCUGCUACUGCCGUUGCUGGUGCUGCUGCUGCUGCUAGGAGCCUGGGCCAUCCCAGGGGGCCUUGGGGACAAGGCCACACUCUCAGCCACUGCCCCACAGCUAGAUGAUGAGGAGAAGUACUCUGCUCACAUGCCUGCUCACCUGCGCUGUGACGCUUGCAGGGCUGUGGCCUACCAGAUGUGGCAACAUCUAACAAAGGCAGAGGCCAAGCUCAAUAACCCCGACUCCAGGGGGCGGCAGGAGCUGACCGAGUCAGUUUACACGGACGUCCUGGACCAGAGCUGCUCCCAGAACUGGCAGGACUAUGGAGUCCAAGAACUGAACCAAGUGAAACGUCUGGUGGGCCCAGGCCUUCGCAAGGGGCCAGAGCCAAGCAUCAGCGUGAUGAUCACAGGGGGCCCUUGGCCCAUCAGGCUCUCCACCACAUGUUUUCACUAUCUGGGGGAGUUUGGAGAAGACCAGAUCUAUGAAGCCCACAAACAAGGCCUAGGGGCUCUGGAGGCCCUGCUGUGUGGAGGACCCCGAGGGACCUGCUCAGAGGAAGUGCCAGUCACAAGGGAAGAGCUCUAGUCUUCUGAUGAACAUGCCUUUCCCUGAAGAGAAGCUGAGGCCUCGUCUGGAUCCUCACAUUCCUUCCUGCUGCUGCCUGAGGACAGGGAGGCCUGCUCUGUGUGCCACUCCCUCUCCCCUCCAGCUUUGGGGCAUUAGGGUCUGGUGUGUGUGGGGGGGGGCAAGCUUUCCCCUCUAGAUUCAAAUAAACCCAGUGACCUCA
This is a messenger RNA of Tupaia belangeri chinensis (Chinese tree shrew), 956 nucleotides long. It is a transcript of the gene MZB1, whose product is annotated as marginal zone B and B1 cell specific protein. NCBI's taxonomy places the organism in Eukaryota, Metazoa, Chordata, Mammalia, Scandentia, Tupaiidae. Gene Ontology annotation, biological process: regulation of B cell proliferation. The transcript has 4 exons. The coding region runs from base 71 to 754 and encodes 227 amino acids. The record is from RefSeq and is a predicted model, not a curated record. Gene Ontology annotation, cellular component: endoplasmic reticulum chaperone complex; extracellular region.